AUGCUCGAACCAACAUCCAUAACUGCACCGUCACCACCGGAAGCCAAUCCCAAUGCUUCCGCUUCCGCACCACCUUCAGAGGAAGCAGAAGAGAAGUCUAACAAAGAAAGCCCGACCAUGGCCAAGAGUGCUUUGGCUGUGGCCGGACAAUUCGAAGACGCCGACAAUGAUGACUCCGCCGACGAGGGCAAAAGCAAGAGCCCAUCCACAGUAACAAAAAGUGACAAGAAGCCCAGCAAGACCAGUACGACUCCCUUGGCGUUUCUUGCAGAAGCGGCAAAACAUCAAGAACAAGCGACUGAUACUGCUACGACCGCCACAGCUACUACUAACACCAAGCCGUCAUUACCCGACAUGCCUCAUCCUUCUCGCCUCCAACGACGCAUCUCCACCAACACGUGCAAUGCUACGUCAGCUCUACUGGAAAUGGCCUCCUCCUCUCCAACGUCCUCGCUCAAGAAGGUCACCACCACCACCGCUAUCAAGAAGAAAAAGACCUUUGUGGUCCGACUCGAAGAACUCAAGGAAUACAAGGAACGACACGGGGCCAUGAUGAAUCUGGAGAAUCCAAACAUCAAGGAAGCAUGGGAACAGGGUCUCUGGACGUGGCUCUUUGAAUGUCGCAAGCAGUACCGCACCGGGCAACUCUCGGAGGAAAAGGCCAUGGCACUGCGCAACUUGGGAUGUGAGGGAUUCGAGAAGCAGCCUGUUGCCAAGAAACAAGAAGAAGAAGAAAAUGAAGAAGCGAAGGAAGACGUCAAGGGAGAGAAACGACUCGAAGCUCGUCACAAGGAGGAACAACAAGCACGCCAGAUGGAAGCCCACAUGAUGCGAGAACGAAUGAUGCAACAAGAGCGUACUAUCAUGGGACGCGCUCAUGAACAGCGUCUCAUGGAACAGGCGGAAGCAGGCCAGCAUCCAGCUUUGCGAGCGCUCUGGCUCAAGAGAAAGGAAGAAGCUCUCAAGGUCCAGCAAAUGCAGGCGGCUGGGAUGAUCCCCAUGGCACCGGCAAUGGCGGCUGCAAGGCCCCCCGCUAGUGCAAGCGGAAGCGGAACAACCAAGCGAAGUGGCAUGGACCCGGAUGGUACCACAAGCGCGGAUGCCGAUGAGUAUCCCGCUGAGAAGGCGCCCAAGAAGAAAGACAGCUCCUCCUCGCUCAAUGACAUGCAGAAGAAACAGCAAAAGAAAAAGUCGAUGCAAGCCCAACAGGAAGCUCGCGUCUUGGAAGAAAUGUAUGCUCGAGAAGCCAUGGCACGGGAAGCCAUUAUGCGAGAACAACGAUUGGCGGCUGUCAUGGCGGCGAACCGCAUGGGAGGAGGAUUUGGAAUGCACAAUGCUACCUUGAUGCAGCAGGGACGUGUCAUGUCCUUGCUCCAGCCUCUGGAAUCCGUCCCCCCGCGGGCGGAUCCAUUCUUGGGAGCCAUGUAUCAUCGCCAGCAUCCAGACCCACGAGUCAAUGCCUUGUUGCAAGCUCAGCUCCUGCAGCAACAAGAACAGCAGAGAAGUGCCACUGCAGAGAUGCGACGUUCGUCCGAUGCCAGCGGAAGCGCUUUGGGCGCUGCUGGAGAGUCCAGUAACAGCAACUUGAACGUUGACGUGGCUGCUACUGCUUCUGGCAUGAGUCGCGCUAAAGAAGAAACCGCCGCUAAACCGGCCAAGAAACCUCGCAAACAACGAAACAGGAUCACCACGGGAACCGGUAACAACAACGGAGGAAAAGGCAAGACACGAAAGUCAUGGGAUCAGCGCAUGCAGCAAAUGUGGAACUUUUUCUUGACGUACGGGCAUACCAAAGUUCAGACACGGGGAGAACACAAGGAAUUGGGACGAUGGUUGUCCCGUGUUCGCUGCAAUAUGCGCGACGGACUCUUGCCACAGCAUCAUGUCAAGGAGUUUUUGGCCAUGCAGGAAUGGACCAUGGAAGAUAAUGAGGCGGCUGCAGCAGCCGCUGCUCAACGUGCCAAAGCGGCAAAGAAAGCACCGGCUCCUCCUGCUGCACGACCAAAGGACGACGGUGCUUCCACCGGCAGUAAUCACAGCAGCCGACGCAACUCGGCUGCUACUGCCGUGACGGAUGAUGCCGUGCCGACGGAACUGGCAUUUGUUGGCGAAGACGCCGACGCAGUUGGCUCCCUUACCAACAGUCCGACUAGCGGGGGCAAGAACAUCAAGAGAGCAAUGCCCAAGAGUUGGGAUCAGAGCUUUCUAGAACUGGAAGCAUUCAAGGAACGAUUUGGCCAUUGUGACGUGAAGAUGAUUGGUAGCAGUCCCUUCGGAUUGUUGGGCAAGUGGUUGGCCAGCCAGCGAAGCCGACACAAGUUGGGACAACUCCCAGAAGACAAAGUCAAGCGUCUCCGUAGCUUGGGAUGCGCUGAUUUUGGACCCAUGGACGCCGAAGGUGAUUCACCCAACCAGUCGAUUUACCGAAAGGACCCCGAAGAGGCAGAGUUUGAUGCUGCGAUUCGUAGUAAAAUGAAGAAGGUGAAGCCCUCAGACGACAUGGAUGAAGACGACGAAGAAGAAGGAGUGCCCACCGUCCGUGCGCCCGCAAUGUUGGAUCAGGCUACAUCGGCUAGCACAACUCCCACCAACUCGGCGCCAGCAUCUCCCAACACGAAGGAAAAGCGCGUUCGCCACUCGUUCGAAACUCGACUUGAGCAUAUCAAGGCUUACAAGGAAAAGCAUGGCCACUGCAAGGCUCGAUUGGGAUCCGAGGAUAAGCACGAGGAGCUUUUGGCUCGUUGGUUGGCGUCUGCCCGCUCUCGAUACCGAGCAGGGCAAUUCAAGGAAGAUCGAGCGGCUGAACUCCGAACUUUGGGAUGCGAUGGAUUCGAACCUAUCGAAGCUGGGCAGCCAAAUGCCGCUGCGAAAGAGCCCAAGUCGCCUGUAACCAAGAAGCGUGAUGCGCCGGCACGAACUGCUACACCUUCUCCAACCCCGUCGAUGGAUUCCUUCACCGAAGAAGAUGGCACUGAACAUCCCAACAAGAAACAGCGAACUCUUGGCAAGCGUAAGACGUUCGAAGACAUGUUGAAGGAACUCGAAGAGUACCAGUUUGCUUUUGGCGCAGGGUGCUCCGUGCCAAAGCCAGAUGGUGACAAAGGCAAGUUGGGACGAUGGUUGGCUUUCCAGCGUCGCCAGUUCAUCGCGGGCAAGUUGACACCAGAGCGAGUUGAAAAACUCAAGGCUAUUGGACGAACGGAAUUCGAAGGUUCGUCCACCGGUAUGAGGCUCAGUGCCGCUCAUGUGUCUGCUGCGGUCCGUGUCGCUGAAAUGUCUGCUGCGGGUAGUGCUACUGGUACCGGUACAAGUAUGGAGCAAUGA
This is a messenger RNA of Seminavis robusta, 3324 nucleotides long. NCBI's taxonomy places the organism in Eukaryota, Bacillariophyta, Bacillariophyceae, Naviculales, Naviculaceae. The record is from the annotation of a GenBank genome assembly.